AUGCCUCAUUCUAUGGGGGCGUCGACUCCAGCGGCGACGAUAGCCACGCUCGACGAGAAACGGACCGAGGCCGACGCAGAUACUCCAGCACGCUUUCUACACGAUCACCACCUCUUCUCUGAGACUCUCCCAUACUGGCUGGUCAACGUACCCCGGUCGCAAUGGCCGGCCGAAUGCCCCAGCUUUCUCCGCGACCAACCCCUGAAAAACAUCCGCUGCCUGUCGACCCCGGACGAGCUCUAUACACGACAGGGAUGGGAGGAAGUGAAGGAGAUCAUCCGGACAAACCGGAUCGAUCGGUUCCAGCGCGUGCCGACUGACCUGCGCAAGUAUCUGGAAUACACAGCGCACAUCAAGGCCCAGUAUGAGUCGGUGAUGCGAUUCGUGGUUAAGGAGAGGCUGCGCUGGGGCGAUGGCAAUCCAGAGGACCUCCAGCCCAAGGGGCGCCCGUUUGAGUUCAACGAGGACAUUCGCAUCCUCUACAAUGACUGGCCGUACGGGGUCGACACCGACAUCAUCCACCUGGUGGUGUGGACCAAGUUCGAGCUGGAGGACGACCCGGCCACGGAUGACCUGACCGCACGCGCCCGCGAAGCCAUCGAGGAGUAUGUGCAGCGCACGUUUUGCUCGCGGGUGCCGCCUGAACAGGUGAUUUGGUUCAAGAACUGGAAGUCCCUCAAGUCCGUCCACGCGGUCGAACACUUCCACGUCAUGCUCCAUCGGCCAGAUAUGGCAUUUGUGAGGGAGAUCACUCAUGGAGACGUGCCACUGAUCGAGCGGGUAUGA
Molecule: messenger RNA, 786 nt
Organism: Penicillium alfredii
Lineage: Eukaryota; Fungi; Ascomycota; Eurotiomycetes; Eurotiales; Aspergillaceae
Product: GIG1 family protein
Exons: 4
Coding region: 1-786 (261 amino acids)
Biological process (GO): N-acetylglucosamine metabolic process
Cellular component (GO): cytoplasm
Source: RefSeq, a predicted model, not a curated record